Messenger RNA from Austrofundulus limnaeus, 1240 nucleotides. Its product is annotated as keratin-associated protein 16-1-like. The record is from RefSeq and is a predicted model, not a curated record. The transcript has 2 exons. The annotation marks the transcript as partial. Lineage: Eukaryota; Metazoa; Chordata; Actinopteri; Cyprinodontiformes; Rivulidae.
AUGUUGUCCCACCUGGUGUCCUCCUGGUGUCCUGUUGUCCUCCUGGUGUCCUCAUGUUGUCCCACCUGGUGUCCUCAUGUUGUCCCACCUGGUGUCCUCCUGGUGUCCUGUUGUCCUCCUGGUGUCCUCAUGUUGUCCCACCUGGUGUCCUCCUGGUGUCCUCAUGUUGUCCCACCUGGUGUCCUCAUGUUGUCCCACCUGGUGUCCUCCUGGUGUCCUGUUGUCCUCCUGGUGUCCUCAUGUUGUCCCACCUGGUGUCUUCAUGUUGUCCCACCUGGUGUCCUCCUGGUGUCCUGUUGUCCUCCUGGUGUCCUCAUGUUGUCCCACCUGGUGUCCUCAUGUUGUCCCACCUGGUGUCCUCCUGGUGUCCUGUUGUCCUCCUGGUGUCCUCAUGUUGUCCCACCUGGUGUCUUCAUGUUGUCCCACCUGGUGUCCUCCUGGUGUCCUGUUGUCCUCCUGGUGUCCUCAUGUUGUCCCACCUGGUGUCCUCAUGUUGUCCCACCUGGUGUCCUCCUGGUGUCCUGUUGUCCUCCUGGUGUCCUCAUGUUGUCCCACCUGGUGUCUUCAUGUUGUCCCACCUGGUGUCCUCCUGGUGUCCUGUUGUCCUCCUGGUGUCCUCAUGUUGUCCCACCUGGUGUCCUCAUGUUGUCCCACCUGGUGUCCUCCUGGUGUCCUGUUGUCCUCCUGGUGUCCUCAUGUUGUCCCACCUGGUGUCUUCAUGUUGUCCCACCUGGUGUCUUCAUGUUGUCCCACCUGGUGUCCUCAUGGUGUCCUCCUGGUGUCCCACCUGGUGUCCUCAUGUUGUCCUCCUGGUGUCCUCCUGGUGUCCCACUUGGUGUCCUCCUGGUGUCCUCCUGGUGUCCUGUUGUCCUCCUGGUGUCCUACCUGGUGUCCUCCUGGUGUCCUACCUGUUGUCCUCCUGGUGUCCUCCUGGUGUCCUCAUGUUGUCCCACCUGGUGUCCUCAUGUUGUCCCACCUGGUGUCCUCAUGUUGUCCCACCUGGUGUCCUCCUGGUGUCCUGUUGUCCUCCUGGUGUCCUCCUGGUGUCCCACUUGGUGUCCUCAUGUUGUCCCACCUGGUGUCCUCAUGUGUCCUCCUGGUGUCCUACCUGGUGUCCUCCUGGUGUCCUCAUGGGUCCUCAUGUGUCCUCCUGGUGUCCCACCUGGUGUCCCACCUGGUGUCCUCAUGUUGUCCUGUGUCCUCAUGGUGUCCUGGUGUCCUGGUGUCCUGUGUCCUCAUG